Messenger RNA from Sebastes umbrosus (honeycomb rockfish), 1376 nucleotides. RefSeq lists its product as uncharacterized. Gene Ontology annotation, molecular function: ubiquitin protein ligase activity. Gene Ontology annotation, biological process: protein ubiquitination. The transcript is spliced from 4 exons. The record is from RefSeq and is a predicted model, not a curated record. The coding region runs from base 464 to 979 and encodes 171 amino acids. Lineage: Eukaryota; Metazoa; Chordata; Actinopteri; Perciformes; Sebastidae.
GUUCCUCCACCUGCCCUCCUCAUCGUCAUCCAGUGAACAAAGAGCGCCUCCACCGCUCUGCUUCCACAGCUGUUGUGUCCUGAUGGUUUGGGCCGUGAGAAGAGAGAGAGAGAGACGUUUCUUUACCGCCCCCACAAACACAGCAGACACUCUUAACAGGCGGCAGACGAGCCGGCUCUCCAUUCACUGCAGUGUGGCUGCACUGUCCACUCACACAGGGACAAUACUCUCUAAUAGGCUGGAGCACUGAGUCUGAUCUGGGAAUAACAUUAUUACAGCAGCUUCACGGACACUAAAGAAGCAAAUUGGGAACGUGGGACCUGCAGCAACCAUCUCCUCCAACAAGCCCUUGUCACCAGUGUUAGUUGCUAGAUAGUGGACUGGUUUUCAUUGGGAUCCAGAUCAUCCACUUGUCAGUCAGCUUGUCAACAACCUGUGGUCCACCAGCUCAGCUCCUCAGACCAUGGUUCUGUGCGAGGACGGUGAGUGCAGUGUCUGCCUCUCGCCCUACUCGAGGAUGGACAGGAUCCCCCGGGUGCUCCACUGCAGACACACCUUCUGCGAGCCGUGCCUGGACACUAUGUCGCAGGCCAGCAACGGGCUGCUCACCGUGGGCUGCCCUUUGUGUCGUCGGGUGACCUGCAUAGGACGUGGCCUCAGUUUGCAGGAAGCUCUGUGGGUCAACAGCAGGCUGUGGGACCAGAUACCAGAGGACGUGGACGCGGAUGCCGAAGAGGAGGAGGAGGAGGAGGAGGAAGAUGGACUGAAACGAGUAGCUGAGGAGGAGGGGAUGGAGACUAAGCAACAACCUUCUUUACAAGCAGAAUGUGCUUCCUCCAGGUCUGCCAGGACAAAGCUCAAACUGCCUGCGAUCUUCAGAAAGUUCAGUUUGACAAAACAACACCAAGAGAGGAUUGUGCCCAGCAGUAACGUGGAAAUGAAAUCCUGGCGCAGGCUUCCAACUGAAGAGACUAUUUAAAAAAGAGCCGGAUCAACGAUGAUGUGACAGUUCCCCUCAGGAUAUUAUUUGCGGAUGGUAGACGCCACUAGAAGACUCAACCUUUUGAGGGAAAGUUGAAGCCGUUAGGACCAAGAAUCCAUUUGUGUUCCUGUCAAGACAUUGUUUUGUCCUCAGCCAAAGGUGCCCCUGUCUGUCUCCCCAUUAUUUAUUCUAGGCUUAAUUCUCCCAGCUGGUGCUGUGGGAUUUGGUUCAGCUGUCCCAGUGGGACUCGCACCCCGAGACCCCCAUGUAACAGAUGGUCUCCUGAGGACGCUCCCUUUAGCAUAGCCACUGCUGAACAUUGAAUAUUUUUUUUUUUUUUUUUUUAAUUUAUGAUAGCUAGUUGACAAAGAAUUUAAUAAAACUAUUUUUGAAA